Camelus dromedarius (Arabian camel) is the source of this 2587-nucleotide messenger RNA. It is a transcript of the gene C8B, whose product is annotated as complement C8 beta chain. NCBI's taxonomy places the organism in Eukaryota, Metazoa, Chordata, Mammalia, Artiodactyla, Camelidae. Gene Ontology annotation, biological process: complement activation. Gene Ontology annotation, molecular function: protein binding. The record is from RefSeq and is a predicted model, not a curated record. Gene Ontology annotation, cellular component: membrane attack complex.
UUCUGUUUACUUUGCCAGACUGUUUGCUCUGUGGGGACAGCAGCUGACAGCAGCGCUCUCCGUGCAGGCUCUUCAUGCGCCCAGGAGCCUCGGUCAGCUCCCCUGUCGCAGAGAGACAAUGACGAAGCCAGGGACGUGGGCUCGGAGGGCGCCGACAGAGCUGCUCCUUCUGUGUGCUGCCCUGGGCUGUCUCAGUUUGCCUGGCUCCAGGGGUGAAAGGUCACACCCUCUCGAGUCAAAUGCAGUCAACGAGAGCCUUGCCAAGAGCAGACAGACGCGGAGUGUGGGUGUCUCAUCAGUGCCUAUCGAUUGCAAACUGUCCAGCUGGUCCCCCUGGACCACGUGUGAUCCCUGUCAGAAGAAAAGGUACAGACAUGCCUACCUGCUCCAGCCCUCUCAGUUCCACGGGGAACCAUGCAGCUACUCUGACAAGGAAGUUGAAGACUGUGUUUCCAACAGACCAUGCAGAAGUCAAGUGCGAUGUGAAGGCUUCGUGUGUGCUCAGACAGGGAGGUGUGUAAACCGCAGACUUCUUUGCAACGGGGACAACGACUGUGGAGACCAGUCAGAUGAGGCGAGCUGUAGAAGAGUUUAUAAAAAAUGUCCGCAGGAGGUGGAGAAAUACUGGGCCAUUGGCGGCCUGGCCAGUGGGAUCAAUUUGUUCAUGAACAGCUUGGAGGGCCCGGUUCUCGAUCACAGGUAUUAUGCCGGUGGCUGCUCCCCCCAUUACAUCCUCAACACAAGGUUUCGGAAGCCGUACAACGUGGAAAGCUUCACCCCACAGACCCAAGGCAAAUAUGAAUUUGUGCUGACAGAAUACGAAUCAUACUCAGAUUUCGAACAAAAUGUCACAGAGACAAGCAUUGGCCAGUCCAGUUUCUCCCUUGGCUUUAAAAAACCUGGCAUAUUUGAAUUUGGCAUUAGCAAAACAAGUGAUACCGGCCAACAUUUAAUUAGCAGGAUCAAACAAUUCUCUCAUACGAAAAGCUCAUUUCUGCACGCGCGCUCUGACCUUGAAGUCGCCCGGUACAAGCUGAAAUCCAGAAGCCUCAUGCUCCAUUAUGAGUUCCUUCAGCGAGUCAAGCAGCUGCCCCUGGAGUACGGCUACGGGGAGUACAGGGAUCUCUUCCGCGAUUUCGGGACCCACUACAUCACAGAGGCCGUGCUCGGGGGCGUUUACGAGUACACGCUCGUGAUGAACAAAGAGGCCAUGGAGAGAAAGGGUUACUCCCUUAGGGAUGUCCAGAAGUGUGCCAAAAAUGGUUUUAAAAUCGGUGGCGCCAUCCAAAAUGUCUACGUCAAGCUGGAUGUGUCGGUGGACAAGUGCAAGGGUGUUCUGAAUGAGAUCGAAGGCAGAAACAAGAGAGACACCAUGGUGAAAGAUUUGGUGGUCCUCGUGCGAGGAGGGGCGAGUGAGCACAUCACUGCCCUGGCCUACAAGGAGCUACCGACAGCUGACCUGAUGCAGGAGUGGGGAGACGCAGUGCAGUACAACCCGGACAUCAUCAAAAUUAAGGCAGAGCCUCUGUACGAGCUGGUGACAGCCGCGGACUUCGCCUAUUCCAGCACAGUGAAGCAGAACAUGAAGCGGGCUCUGGAGGAGUUCCAGAAGGAAUUCAGCUCCUGCCACUGUGCUCCCUGCCAAGGGAAUGGAGUCCCGGUCCUGAAAGAAUCACGCUGUGACUGCAUCUGUCCUGCCGGAUUCCAAGGCCCAGCCUGUGAGGUCACCUACCGGAAAAAUGUCCCCAUUGAUGGGAAUUGGAAUUGCUGGUCAGACUGGUCUCCUGUUCUGGAGGACAUAAAACAAGACAGAGGCAGUGCAACAAUCCACCUCCUCAAAAUGGGGGCAACCCCUGCUUGGGUCCCGCUUCCGAGACACUUAACUGUUAAGGAAGGGAGAGCUCCUAGCAGGUAAUGCUGCUGUGGGCUGUGCACAGCGAGAGCCCUGAGCCCUCGGGAGCCCAGGCCAGCUCACCACCCACCACCAGCUCCCACCUGGGGCUGGCCCAAGGGUGGAAGGCUGUGCCGUUCAGAAUGUUUAAAAUAAAGAUGUUGUUGGUAAAAUGCACAUUGAUUGGAACAAAGAGUAAGUUCAACAGUCAUUGUCUCCUUAAGGGCUUAAGCAUUUUGGUCAUCUGUGCUUUGCUCACACAGUUUUAUUUCACUUAUAUUUACUUCCAGCCGGGAGCUGUUUAAGGAGUUGUCUACAUGGAAGUCCCACUGUCUCCCAGUGAUCAGCACAUAGUAGGUGCUCCAGGAUGAAUCCAUGAGCAGACAGUGAGCUCUUCCUGUCUAGGGGAGCACCCUGUCUUGCUCCGUGACAAUGGUAGUUCAUAUUUAUUAAAUGAUUACUGUGUGCCGGCCACGGUGCUCAGUGCGUUAACUCAUUCCAUCCUCAUGAAGACCUUAUCAGGUGGAUGCAGUAUUAGCCCUAUUAAGCAGCAGGGGAACCGACUUAGAACCAUUGACUUGUCCAAGGGUACGCAGUUAGGGAGUAGGUGAGCUGGACUGCAAACCAGGGCACUCAGUUUCCAAAGUUUUUUUUUUCCCUCACAUUUUAUAAAUAAAUAAAUAAAUACAUAAAUAA